CGUCAGCGCUCAACCGCAGGAGUCAAACACCCCUGACAUAACACACAAAAUCACGCUCAUUAAAAGCUCCGAGUUUGGAUUGAAUUAACAAUGGCCGAUAACCUGAACUGCAGCGCUGGGAACUGCUCCAGCGCGCACGACGCGUUUGGUUUAUCCGACGGACACUUCGCGCUCGUCAAAGCUGCAGUUCUGGGAUGCGUUUUCGUGCUGGCAACAUGUAGCAAUUUCUUCCUGCUCCACGCCCUCUGGAAAAAGAGAAAGCGACACACUCGAACUCAGCUGUUUCUUCUCCACCUGUGUCUGGCAGACCUGGUGGUCGCCUUCUUCCAAGUCCUGCCGCAGCUCUCCAUGGAAAUUACGCACCGGUUCAGAGGCUCUGAUCUGGUGUGCAGAUCUGUCAAGUAUCUUCAAGUGGUCGGGAUGUUCGCGUCUUCGUAUAUGAUCGUGGCCAUGACCAUAGACCGCUACCACGCGGUCUGCAAACCCAUGGUGUCGUUUUUUCGAGGGUCUUUCCGGAGGUACGUGUCCAUAAGCGCGGCUUGGCUGAUUUCACUGGCGUUCAGCGCGCCGCAGAUCUUCAUCUUCUCCCUUCAAGAAGUUGAAAAGGAUGUUUUCGAUUGCUGGGCGACGUUUAUCGAGCCUUGGGGAGGGAGAAUAUACAUAACGUGGAUCACCCUGUCCGUGUUUGUCCUGCCAGCUGUGAUCUUGAUGUAUUGUCAGAUCAAGAUUUGCGCAGGGAUUUAUUUCAACAUGAAGAGGAAAGCGUUGCAGGGCAGCGCUGGUGAUGGGCGCUCCAGCACUAAAGGGAUCUCCAGCGCGAUGCUGAAGACAGUCAAAAUGACUUUUAUCAUUAUUAUGGUUUAUACUCUGUGCUGGAGCCCGUUCUUUGUUGUGCAGCUCUGGUCAGCUUGGAGUCCGAGCAGCGCACCGACGCAAGGGCCGGUAUUUGUGACCAUCAUGCUUCUCGCCAGCCUCAACAGCUGCACCAACCCAUGGAUCUACCUGUACUACAGCUAAAACCUCACCGAAGAGGCUGUGAUUAAUCCAAUUCUUUCAUAAAGUGAAGUGGUUUUGGC
Danio aesculapii is the source of this 1076-nucleotide messenger RNA. It is a transcript of the gene avpr2l, whose product is annotated as arginine vasopressin receptor 2, like. Gene Ontology annotation, cellular component: membrane. Gene Ontology annotation, molecular function: peptide binding; vasopressin receptor activity. The transcript has 2 exons. The coding region runs from base 91 to 1017 and encodes 308 amino acids. The record is from RefSeq and is a predicted model, not a curated record. Gene Ontology annotation, biological process: regulation of systemic arterial blood pressure by vasopressin; positive regulation of vasoconstriction; G protein-coupled receptor signaling pathway. NCBI's taxonomy places the organism in Eukaryota, Metazoa, Chordata, Actinopteri, Cypriniformes, Danionidae.